Acanthopagrus latus (yellowfin seabream) is the source of this 3640-nucleotide messenger RNA. Its product is annotated as thioredoxin reductase 1, cytoplasmic-like. Gene Ontology annotation, cellular component: mitochondrion; cytosol. Gene Ontology annotation, biological process: cellular response to oxidative stress; cell redox homeostasis; glutathione metabolic process. The record is from RefSeq and is a predicted model, not a curated record. The coding region runs from base 419 to 2002 and encodes 527 amino acids. Gene Ontology annotation, molecular function: flavin adenine dinucleotide binding; thioredoxin-disulfide reductase (NADPH) activity; glutathione-disulfide reductase (NADPH) activity. The transcript is spliced from 15 exons. Lineage: Eukaryota; Metazoa; Chordata; Actinopteri; Spariformes; Sparidae.
CUUCUAUUUUAAGUUGAGUCAAAUAGUGAGCCAAGUGUGUGUGUUCGUCCUGAGCCAGUGUAGUAGUGGAGGGAACAAGCUACCACAGCUGACCUCGCUAUUCAUUUGGUCACUGACUUGGCGAAAAAGCGGUUUGGUACUGUGCCAAAAGGCGCACUCAAACCACCCACGGUUAAUAUUUGAAUUUGUUUUACGUUCAAGAGGAUGGACAACGAAGGCCACCGAAACAUUAGCCAAUCUUUUCACAUUGCACGCAGUUGCGUGUGGAGUGUGUUUGAGGGCUCAAGGGGAGGAACGCUGACGAGAAAUUUUAAGUGUUUAGCACAAGCCUGCGGCUGCGAGCUACCUUGUUAAUUCCGUUUACAUCAUUGUAACUUAAACGGGUACAGAUGCUAGUUCAGACUGCUGUAAAACUGCGAUGAGGAUUAACAGCAGUGGGAAGGUUUCCAGUGUCAGAAUCAUGGACCCGCCAACUGGGUCAUCAUCGGAGGCUUAUGACUACGACCUGCUGGUUAUUGGAGGAGGGUCGGGAGGCCUGGCUGUGGCUAAGGAAGCUGCAGGGUUGAGGAGGAAGGUGCUGCUCCUUGACCUCGCGGCUCCGUCACCGAGAGGGACUAAGAGGGAACUGGGUGGUUCCAGUCUGAACACAAACAGCGUCAGGAGAUUUCUCCAACAGGCCUCUCUCCUGGGAAAAGCAAUUCAAGACUCUCAGAAGUACGGCUGGAGGGAGAAGGAGCAAGCGUCUCAUGGCUGGAGAGAGCUGGUAGAGGCCGUGCAGCAGCAGGUGAAGACUUGCAGUCUGGAGCUGAAGAAGGAGCUGAAGCGCUGUGGAGUCUUUUACCUCAACGCUCGUGCAGAGAUAGUCGCGCCCCACACAGUGGAGGUGAUGGACACGAAUGGGAGCAAGAGGCGCGUGACGGCAGAGACCUUGGUCAUCGCUACAGGGGACAGCCCUCAGUACCUGGGCGUACCUGGAGACAGAGAGUACUGCAUAACCAGUGAGGAUCUCCUCUCCCUGCCUCACCCCCCUGGUCGUACUCUGGUGGUAGGCGGGUCUGCAGAGGGUCUGGAGAGCGCUGGCUUCCUGUUUGGCCUCGGGCUGCCAGUCACCGUCAUGCAGCAGCAUGACCUGCUGCAGGGGUUCGACCAGAAAACGGCGCAGAAGAUAGAGAACCACAUGAUCGUCAGUGGAGUGAAGUUCCUUUAUCACUGUUCACUCACCAAGGUGGAGCAGACUGAAGCCAGCAGUAAGGAAGUUGUUUCAGAUGAUUCUGCAGCAACACCGCAGCAGUUUUCGAACGGGGGACUUCGAGCGACCAUCAUCUCUAAGGAAGGUCAAACCAUACAGGAAGACUUCGAUACAGUGCUGCUUGCUAUUGGAAGGAAAGCCACUACCGACGACAUUGGCCUGGAGUGUGUUGGGGUGCAGCGCAGCCAGGACACCGGCAGGAUCCUUGCGAAUGAAAGGGAUCAGACCAGUGUAGAUCAUAUUUACGCCAUCGGAUCAGUGCAGCAUGGACGCCCCUCCACUACAGGCCUCUCAGUGCAUGCUGGGACACUGCUGGCCCGUCGACUCUACAGAGGAGACAGCACCUUGUGCGAUUACUCCAACGUGCCCACUGUUGUGCUCACUCCACUGGAAUAUGCUGCCUGUGGUCUGUCUGAGGAGAAAGCUAAUCUAACGUUUGGAGAAGCCAAUGUAGAGGUGUAUCACAGCCACUACUGGCCUCUGGAGUGGGAGCUUCCUGGAAAGAAUAAAAACUCCUGCUAUGUUAAAGUCAUCUGCCACAUCCCUGACCAUGAGCGCGUGGUUGGUCUCCAUGUCAUGGGCCCCAGUGCUGGAGAUAUCGUCCAAGGCUUUGCUGCAGCAAUGAAAUGCGGUCUCACAAAAGAACAGCUGGAUGCCACGGUGGGCAUCCACCCCGGGUCAGCCCAGGUGCUCACCUCAUUGACCCAAACCCAGCGUAUGUCUGAGGCGCUAAUGAUGCGUGGGAACUGCUGAGGUUAGCCCCCUGCUGCCAAUCACAGUUGCCCAUGGCAACAGUGCAAGACAGCAGGGAAGGGCUUUGCUAUCACCCUGAAGAGAGAUGGCGGCAGCACGGCCAGUCAACCGUCCCGUGACGCCCUCGCCUGAAGCCUGACAGACGGGCGGGCGCGGACCGAUGCUCUGCUGCUGACUCGCUCCCUGUUUUUGUGCGUGUUUUUGUCCGUGCUGCUUUUUAGGUUUGUUUGCAUUUUUUAUGAACUGUGUGCCUGAAGCGUAACUUUGAAAUACAGUAGCAUUGAUGCAUUUUAAUGGCUCCCGGCUUUGAGGGAGAUAAGAUGCUCCCCAAGGUUCUGCCUCUGAAAGCCCCUGUAAGCUUUAAUAUAGCUGAGUUUUAAAGGCUGCGGGAGAGUGAUAAGACUCUGGGAUUUGAUGCAUUUACAUGGAGUGAAAGCUCCGGCUUAGACUCUUGCUUUUUUAUUGCUAUGGCACAGGCCUCAGGGGUUUUAUAGCCUUAAUUUCAUGUAAUGAACUAGAUGAGGAUUAUGGAAUUACCCAAAUUAAUUGUGUUUAUCGGCGAAUGCUCUCGCUUUAAUUGAUGCAUAUGGUGUCUUUAUUAAGACUUUAGGCCAGAGUUCGUGACGCAUUCUCUUGUUUGCUUUUCCUCUUUUAUAUUCUCCUUGAUUCAGCACCGCCAAGCGUAACGACCGUCUUAAAACAACUGUUGAAUAUUCAUGCAGAUCGUUACGUGAAGUAUCUCAUCUCAAAUGAAUGCAGCGGCCAGAGUGCAGCUAUUUCUUAAGUUGACGUUUAUCCCGCCACCUCAACGCUACACUCAGAGUACAGAUGUGAGCCUGUAGUGGCGUGCAUUGUGCUUUUGCCAGCUGAGCAUUGCAGCAUUUAGAUGCAAAUCUGAUGCUAUCCUCCAGACCACCUUCUGAUCCCCCCGCCCCCCCUCCCGGACGAAGCUGCUACUGUAAGUAAGACAGAUAUCCUAAUUAGAAAAAGUGCACAGGAGUGUCUCUUUUGGCGUGUGCCUGAAAAUGCCAUUAGAGCGUAAUUUGAUCAAGGCAAAGCAGCAGCCAUGACUUUGUGCAGGUCUCAUAGCAAGGUUAAGAUGCCGCAUAGAGGUCUAUCUAUCACUGCCUGCUCCUCUUGGACAGCGUUCAGAGGUUUCACCUGACCCCCGCGGGUAGUGUGUGCUCUCCCACCACUAGAUGGCACUGUAGCUGUAUUGGGAAGAGGGUAAAUGAAGCAAUAAUUAGUGCCUUUUGUUAUAACUGGAGAGAAAUUAAAUUAAACUGAUGCAAAGAUGUGUGCGUGUUGAAAAUAAUUAUUGCUAUUACAACUAUUUUGGCAUUCAUCUGCAACUAUUUUGAUAAUUAAUUAGUUUGAGUAAUGUUAGGAGAAAAAAGUCUAAAUUGUCGGAUUCCAGCUUUUUAAAUGUGGUUAUUAAGGAGUGCCAAUUAGCUCACUGGGUUAAGCAGCUGUUCCAUGCACAGAGGCUCUGUCCCAGGUUCAAGUCCUGGCCUGGCGCCCUUUUUCUGCGUGACACCCUCCCUCUCUCUAAACCUGUUUCCUGUCAUCUCUGAAGCUGUCUUACCAAUAAAGCCAUACAAAAGGCCAUACAAUAAAUACAAAAAAAUUUAAAUGUGA